UUUUUUUACUCAUCUCCAUCGAUAUUUAAAUAUCGAUAGUUGUCUCCGCUUAAAUUGUUUCAACAUGCUUCCUUUAUCCCUGUUAAAGACGGCUCAGAGCCAUCCCAUGUUGGUUGAGCUGAAAAAUGGUGAAACCUACAAUGGCCACUUGGUUAGCUGCGACUCCUGGAUGAAUAUUAAUCUUCGCGACGUUAUUUGUACAUCAAAGGAUGGUGACCGGUUUUGGCGUAUGCCGGAAUGCUAUAUUCGAGGCAGUACGAUUAAAUACCUGCGAAUUCCCGAUGAAGUGAUUGAUAUGGUGAAAGAAGAUGCCCAGGCCAAAUCGAGAAAUCGCACAGAGAUGAACAAGAACCGCGGUGGCAACUCGUCGCAAAAUCAGCGCGGUGGACGGCCCGGUGGAAAUCGCAAUAACGUCGGCAACAGGAGUGGGCAAGGAUAUGGAGGACCUGGAAACAACCCAAUGCGCCUGGGAGGAGGGGCCGGUGGUCAAGGGAAUCGUCUGCCCCAUGCUCCCAAAAACAGAAAGUAAUUGUACAGACCGUAGAAAUAAAUAUGUAAUUGGAGUCACCGUUCAA
Molecule: messenger RNA, 575 nt
Organism: Drosophila ananassae
Lineage: Eukaryota; Metazoa; Arthropoda; Insecta; Diptera; Drosophilidae
Product: U6 snRNA-associated Sm-like protein LSm4
Exons: 4
Coding region: 65-529 (154 amino acids)
Biological process (GO): nuclear-transcribed mRNA catabolic process; mRNA splicing, via spliceosome; spliceosomal snRNP assembly
Cellular component (GO): P-body; spliceosomal tri-snRNP complex; U6 snRNP
Molecular function (GO): U6 snRNA binding
Source: RefSeq, a predicted model, not a curated record